UCCUAUUUUGUUUUUUUAACAGAAAUCAUAGCCCCUUAAUGAGCUUUGGAGCCAGCUUUGUCAGUUUUCUGAACGCCAUGAUGACAUUCGAGGAGGAAAAAAUGCAGUUGGCGUGUGAUGACUUAAGAACGACAGAGAAGCUGUGCGAGAGCGAGGAGGCGGGCGUGAUCGAAACCAUCAAGAACAGAAUUAAGAAGAACGCGGACGCCCGGAAGUCAGCGCCCUCGAUGGUCGACCGGCUGCAGCGGCAGAUCAUCAUCGCGGACUGCCAGGUGUACCUGGCCGUGCUCUCCUUCGUCAAGCAAGAACUCUCAGCGUACAUAAAAGGCGGCUGGAUCCUCCGGAAAGCCUGGAAGAUCUACAACAAGUGCUACCUGGACAUCAACGCGCUGCAGGAGCAGCACCAGAGGAGGCCGCCCGGGGAGCCCUCGCCCGCNNGACGCCGCCACGACAACCACGCGGCGGCCGACGGGGUGUCCGAGGAGACCCUGAGCCGGCUGAGAGGUGCCGUGAGCUUUGGAUACGGCCUGUUCCACCUUUGCAUCUCCAUGGUGCCCCCCAACCUGCUCAAAAUCAUCAACCUGCUGGGGUUCCCCGGAGACCGCCGCCAGGGGCUGUCUUCACUGAUGUAUGCGAGCGAAAGUAAGGACAUGAAGGCCCCUUUAGCUACGUGGGAGCUCCUGUGGUUCCACACCGUCGUCCGCCCCUUCUUCGCCCUGGACGGCAGCGACAGCCGGGCGGGCCUGGAGGAGGCCAAGGAGAUCCUGUGCAGGAAGGAGGCUGCCUACCCCAACUCCUCCCUCUUCAUGUUCUUCAAGGGGCGCAUCCAGCGACUCGAGUGUCAGAUCAACAGUGCCUUGGCCUCCUUCCACACGGCCCUGGAGCUCGCCGUGGACCAGAGGGAGAUCCAGCACGUCUGCCUGUACGAGAUCGGCUGGUGCAGCAUGAUCGAGCUGAACUUCCAGGAUGCGUUUGGCUCCUUCGAGAGGCUAAAGAAUGAGUCCCGGUGGUCGCAGUGCUACUACGCCUACCUGACCGCCGUUUGCCAGGGGGCCGCCGGCGACGUGGACGGCGCGCAGGCCAUCUUCAAGGAGGUGCAGAAGCUCUUCAAGAGGAAGAACAACCAGAUCGAGCAGUUCUCCGUGAAGAAGGCGGAGCGGUUCCGGAAGCAGGCGCCCACCCGCGCGCUGUGCGUGCUGGCCUCCGUGGAAGUGCUGUACCUCUGGAAGGCCCUCCCCAACUGCUCCUUCCCCAGCCUGCAGAGGAUGAGCCAAGCCUGCCAUGAGGUGGACGACGCCGCGGCCGUGGGGCUGAAGCACCUGCUGCUGGGGGCCAUCCACAAGUGCCUGGGGAACACGGAGGACGCCGCCCAGUUCUUCCAGCGCGCUGCGAAGGAUGAGUUGUGUCGUCAGAAUAACCUGUACAUCCAGCCGUACGCCUGCUAUGAGCUGGGUUGUCUCCUGUUAGACAAGCCAGAGACGGUAGCAAGAGGCAGAGCCCUCCUUCUCCAGGCAAAGGAGGAUUUCUCUGGCUACGACUUUGAGAACCGACUGCACGUGCGCAUCCACGCGGCACUGGCCUCCCUGCGGGAGCUGGUUCCACAGUGACAGACGGGGCUCCCGCUGUCCCCCCUCCAGGUUCUGCCCCUGCGGCUGGAGGCAGAGGCUGGAAGCAGAGGACACCGCUCCUUGAGGACCUGCCUUCCCCUGCCGCCGCCGCCUGCGCAGGGACAGACGCUUCCCGGUUAGGCCGCCGUAGUGGAGAUCUAGCUCCAAACAGCAGCAGUGAGAUCAUAGUCCUUGUAACCAACACCUGGGGAGGGGUUAAGUGACCUUGUUCAGACACUUUAGUUUUGUGAUUGAUUAUUUUUAAAAUAAAAACCAAGCUCCACACUCAACCUGCGAUCUCGUAAGCACACGUCUGCCGGCCACACCGAGAGGUGCCGGUGCGGCAGUGAUGUUGUGUUUCGGGGAAAAGGAAGUGCUUCCGGUGUUUUUCUUUGCCCUCGCGCCGCCCCGUGGAGAACAUGGCACAGAUAUUCCGAUCCCCGCAGCCCAGACCACGAAACUCAGGCACAAAAAGCAAAUUGAUUUACCCCAAUUAGUUCUUCCUGUGGACCGGUCUCCGGACCAGGAAGCGAAUAUUCCUUUAUUGUAAAAAGUAUAUGUUAAGAACCCAGGGUUCGUUGUUUUCCUUAUUAAAAAAAAAAAACAAUUGCUCUUCA
Myotis davidii is the source of this 2224-nucleotide messenger RNA. It is a transcript of the gene TTC39C, whose product is annotated as tetratricopeptide repeat domain 39C. The record is from RefSeq and is a predicted model, not a curated record. NCBI's taxonomy places the organism in Eukaryota, Metazoa, Chordata, Mammalia, Chiroptera, Vespertilionidae. Gene Ontology annotation, molecular function: protein binding. Gene Ontology annotation, biological process: cilium assembly; otolith morphogenesis. Bases 39 to 1607 code for a protein of 522 amino acids. The transcript has 15 exons.